GGCGGGGCUGGGAGGUGCGCGGCCGAGUGUGCGCGGAGACGCACGGACUGACGCCCAGCACGAUGGCCGCGGAGCGGCGCGCCAAGGCCGACACCCUGACCCUGAGGCGGCGGCUCCUCAGCUCUUCCUGCAGACUCUUUUUUCCUGAGGAUCCUGUUAAGAUUGUCCGUGGCCACGGGCAGUACCUGUACGAUGAACGAGGGGCAGAAUACAUCGACUGCAUCAACAAUGUGGCUCACGUCGGGCACUGCCACCCUCUCGUGGUCCAAGCUGCACACGAACAGAACCAGGUGCUCAACACCAACAGCCGGUUUCUGCAUGACAACAUCGUGGAUUAUGCCCAGAGGCUGUCGGAGACCCUGCCGGAGCAGCUCUCUGUCUUUUAUUUCCUGAAUUCUGGAUCAGAAGCCAACGACCUGGCCCUACGGCUGGCUCGCCGGUACACAGGACACCAGGACGUGGUAGUGUUAGACCAUGCUUAUCAUGGUCACCUGAGCUCCCUGAUCGACAUCAGUCCUUACAAAUUCCGGAACCUGGAUGGCCAGAAGGAAUGGGUCCAUGUGGCACCUCUCCCAGACACCUACCGGGGCCCUUACCGGGAAGACCACCCCAAUCCCGCUGAGGCAUAUGCCAGCGAGGUGAAACGUGUGGUCAGCAAUGCACAGAAGAAGGGCAGAAAGAUUGCAGCCUUCUUCGCUGAGUCUCUGCCCAGUGUGGGUGGGCAGAUCAUUCCUCCUGCUGGCUACUUCUCUAAGGUGGCAGAGCACAUCCGCGGGGCCGGAGGGCUCUUUGUCGCAGAUGAGAUCCAGGUUGGCUUUGGCCGAGUAGGCAAGCAUUUUUGGGCCUUCCAGCUGCACGGGGAAGACUUUGUUCCUGACAUUGUCACCAUGGGCAAGUCCAUUGGCAAUGGUCACCCAAUUGCCUGCUUGGCUACCACCCAAGCUGUGUCAAAUGCCUUUGAAAACACUGGCGUGGAAUACUUCAACACGUUUGGUGGCAACCCAGUGUCCUGUGCUGUGGGGCUGGCAGUCCUGGACACCGUGGAGAAAGAGCAGCUCCAGGCCCAUGCCACCCAUGUUGGCGACAUCCUGAUGGAGCUCCUCAGGCAACAGAAAGCCAAACACCCAAUCAUUGGGGACAUCAGGGGCACUGGGCUCUUCAUUGGUGUGGACCUUAUAAAAAAUGAGGCUAUGAGGACACCAGCAACCGAAGAGGCUGAAUACCUAGUAUCCAAGCUGAAAGAGAACUACAUUUUGCUGAGCACCGAUGGCCCUGGGAGGAAUGUCCUGAAGUUCAAGCCACCAAUGUGCUUCAGCCUGGACAAUGCCCAGCAUGUAGUAGCAAGGCUGGAUGACAUUCUAACAGAUAUGGAAGAGAACAUGAGAAGCUGUGACACGUUGAAGAUCCAGUCCUGAGUCAGCCCAACUCAGUCAAGUGUCCUCCAUCCAGAAGAUGCUUAUUCCACUCAAAUACUUCAGUUGAGACCCUGGCCUCUACUGCAAGCCUAAUGCCUGCCACUCCCUGGGGACCUCAAUCCACUGUUGGGAUAGACCUCAGGUCUGUACCCCAGCAUGGUCAAGUCAAUCCACCUUCUGCCGUAAAGCCUUGCACUUCUGGGAAGGGGGACUGUCUGGUGCUUCUACCUAAGAAGCAAACAAAUUUCUAAGGACAAUCCAACACACUCCAAUUAAAAAUACUUAAAAUCAUGCAGGCAUACUAGCAAUACACCCUUAGUCCUAGCACUCAAGAAGCAGAGGAAGGAGGAUCCCUGUUGAGUCUGGGACUAGAGAUGUCCAGGUCAGACUGGGUCAGGACACUACAUUGAAAAACCAAAAUUAAAAAAAGUAAGGCUGGAGAGAUGGCUUAGCAGUUAAGGUGUGUUUGCCUGUAAAGCCAAAGGACCCAGGUCCAAUUCCCCA
This is a messenger RNA of Jaculus jaculus (lesser Egyptian jerboa), 1919 nucleotides long. It is a transcript of the gene Phykpl, whose product is annotated as 5-phosphohydroxy-L-lysine phospho-lyase. Lineage: Eukaryota; Metazoa; Chordata; Mammalia; Rodentia; Dipodidae. The coding region runs from base 63 to 1415 and encodes 450 amino acids. The transcript has 13 exons. Gene Ontology annotation, molecular function: pyridoxal phosphate binding; transaminase activity. Gene Ontology annotation, cellular component: mitochondrion. The record is from RefSeq and is a predicted model, not a curated record.